CCCGCCGCACCGCAGCAGCUGGGGGCUUUCCCCAGGGCGGCUCUGCCCGCCAUGGAGCGUCUGGCGCUGGGAUUGGUGCUGCUGGCCGGGACCCUGGCCACCAGCAGCCCCCCGCGUCGACGAGACCUCGACUCCGUCAAGGAGGUGGUGCUGGACAUGGCCCCCACCUCCUUCGACGACCAGUACCGGGGCUGCAGCCACAUGAUGGAGGAGGAGCUGGAGGAGCUCAACCGCACCGAGUUCGCCAACAACAGCGUCUACGCCAAGGCCUGGACCCUCGCCGCCACCGAAUGGCGGAGCCGGCGUGGCCACGUCCCCCAGCUGCUGGUGCUGCGGCCGGAGCAGUCGGUCGCCCUCCUGGCGUAUACCCUGUCGGGUCCCCUGCACCAGACGUUCAACGCGGCCGUGCGUGAGGCCGGGCGCUCCCGCAGGGAAUACCUGGGCGCCUUCCACUUCAAGGCUCUGCAUUUCCUCCUGACCAAGGCCCUGCAUGCCCUGCAGGACGCCCGGCCUCGCCGCUGCCACCAUGUCUACCGGGGCGUCCGGGGCAUCCGCUUCACCGCACGGCACGGCCAGUCCGUCCGCUUCGGCCACUUCACCUCCGCCUCUCUCCGGAAGGAGAGCACCCUGCCCUUUGGCCAGGACACCUUCUUCUCGGUGGAGACCUGCUAUGGUGUCCCCAUCAGGGACUUUUCCUUCUUCCCCGAGGAGGAGGAGGUCCUCAUCCCGCCCUUCGAGAUCUUCGAGGUCACCGAUGUCGCCCACGAUGGGGACAGAGCCCUCAUCCAGCUCCGCUCCCAGGACGCGCUCAGCACCUACAACUGUGAAUUGGUGAAAGAGAAGAGAUGCAAGAGCCGUCCGUGCAUCUUCAGUGCAGGUGCAGCCGAGCUGCCGCCGCGGCCACUUCCCAAAUCCCCCGUACGAAGUGGCGCAGCCCCUCGCCCCAGGAGCGGGGCGACGUCGCCUCGUGUCCCCUCGCUGCGUCCCCCUGCCAGACCCCGGCACCCUCGGGGGACACGGCUCGAGCCCCCCGCGCCGCUGGGAGAGCCGACUCCCUGCCACCCCCAAAACGCCCCGGCCUCCCCCUGA
Aptenodytes forsteri (emperor penguin) is the source of this 1089-nucleotide messenger RNA. It is a transcript of the gene ART1, whose product is annotated as ADP-ribosyltransferase 1. The coding region runs from base 52 to 1089 and encodes 345 amino acids. The transcript has 3 exons. The record is from RefSeq and is a predicted model, not a curated record. NCBI's taxonomy places the organism in Eukaryota, Metazoa, Chordata, Aves, Sphenisciformes, Spheniscidae. Gene Ontology annotation, molecular function: NAD+ poly-ADP-ribosyltransferase activity; NAD+-protein-arginine ADP-ribosyltransferase activity.